This is a messenger RNA of Canis lupus familiaris (dog), 3817 nucleotides long. RefSeq names its product chloride voltage-gated channel 3 (gene CLCN3). Gene Ontology annotation, cellular component: Golgi apparatus; membrane; early endosome. Gene Ontology annotation, molecular function: voltage-gated chloride channel activity. Gene Ontology annotation, biological process: chloride transport; transmembrane transport. The record is from RefSeq and is marked validated. NCBI's taxonomy places the organism in Eukaryota, Metazoa, Chordata, Mammalia, Carnivora, Canidae.
ACAUACAGUUCUAACCCUCAUCAAAUAUGGCAUCUCCCUCGCUUGCUGCAGCAGGGGUGGAAGAAAUGCCAGUUUUUUUUUAAGCUAGUGAGCUUUUCUUUUUCUUUUUCGUCUUCUUUUUAAAAAUUCUAAUCAUGGAUGCUGCUUCUGAUCCCUAUUUGCCUUAUGACGGGGGAGGAGACUGUAUUCCCUUGAGAGAAUUACAUAAAAGAGGGACUCACUAUACAAUGACAAAUGGAGGCAGCAUUAACAGUUCUACCCACUUACUGGAUCUUUUGGAUGAACCAAUUCCGGGUGUUGGUACAUAUGAUGAUUUCCAUACUAUUGAUUGGGUGCGAGAGAAAUGUAAAGACCGAGAGAGGCAUAGACGGAUCAACAGCAAAAAGAAAGAAUCAGCAUGGGAAAUGACAAAAAGUUUAUAUGACGCAUGGUCAGGAUGGCUAGUAGUAACACUAACAGGAUUGGCAUCAGGGGCAUUGGCUGGAUUAAUAGACAUUGCUGCUGAUUGGAUGACUGACCUAAAGGAGGGCAUUUGCCUCAGUGCAUUGUGGUACAACCAUGAACAGUGUUGUUGGGGAUCUAAUGAAACAACAUUUGAAGAGAGGGAUAAAUGUCCACAGUGGAAAACAUGGGCAGAAUUAAUCAUAGGUCAAGCAGAAGGUCCUGGCUCGUACAUCAUGAAUUACAUAAUGUACAUCUUCUGGGCCUUGGGUUUUGCCUUUCUUGCUGUUUCCCUGGUAAAAGUAUUUGCUCCAUAUGCCUGUGGCUCUGGAAUUCCAGAGAUUAAAACUAUUUUAAGUGGAUUCAUCAUCAGAGGUUACUUGGGAAAAUGGACUUUAAUGAUUAAAACCAUCACAUUAGUACUGGCUGUAGCAUCAGGUUUGAGUUUAGGAAAAGAAGGUCCUCUGGUACAUGUUGCCUGUUGCUGUGGAAAUAUUUUUUCCUACCUCUUUCCAAAGUAUAGCACAAAUGAAGCUAAAAAAAGGGAGGUGCUAUCAGCUGCCUCAGCUGCAGGGGUUUCUGUAGCUUUUGGUGCACCAAUUGGAGGAGUUCUUUUUAGCCUGGAAGAGGUUAGCUAUUAUUUUCCUCUUAAAACUUUAUGGAGAUCAUUUUUUGCUGCUUUAGUGGCUGCAUUUGUUUUGAGAUCCAUCAAUCCAUUUGGUAACAGCCGUCUGGUUCUUUUUUAUGUGGAGUAUCACACACCAUGGUACCUUUUUGAACUAUUUCCUUUUAUUCUCCUCGGGGUAUUCGGAGGGCUUUGGGGAGCCUUUUUCAUUAGAGCGAAUAUUGCCUGGUGUCGUCGACGCAAAUCCACCAGAUUCGGAAAGUAUCCUGUUCUUGAAGUCAUUGUUGUUGCUGCCAUUACUGCGGUGAUCGCCUUCCCUAAUCCAUAUACCAGGCUCAACACCAGUGAGCUGAUCAAAGAGCUUUUUACAGACUGUGGUCCUCUGGAAUCCUCUUCUCUCUGUGACUACAGAAAUGACAUGAAUGCUAGCAAAAUUGUUGACGAUAUUCCUGAUCGUCCAGCAGGCCUUGGAGUAUAUUCAGCUAUAUGGCAGUUAUGCUUAGCACUCAUAUUUAAAAUUAUCAUGACAGUAUUCACUUUUGGUAUCAAGGUUCCAUCAGGCUUGUUCAUUCCCAGCAUGGCCAUUGGAGCGAUUGCUGGAAGGAUUGUGGGGAUUGCAGUGGAACAACUCGCCUAUUAUCACCAUGACUGGUUUAUCUUUAAGGAGUGGUGUGAAGUUGGAGCUGAUUGCAUUACACCUGGCCUUUAUGCCAUGGUUGGUGCUGCUGCAUGCUUAGGUGGUGUGACAAGGAUGACUGUCUCCCUGGUGGUUAUUGUGUUUGAGCUUACUGGGGGCUUGGAAUACAUUGUUCCCCUUAUGGCUGCAGUUAUGACCAGUAAAUGGGUUGGUGAUGCCUUUGGUAGGGAAGGCAUUUAUGAAGCACACAUCCGGUUAAAUGGAUACCCUUUCUUGGAUGCAAAAGAAGAAUUCACUCAUACCACUCUGGCUGCUGAUGUCAUGAGACCUCGAAGGAACGAUCCUCCCUUAGCUGUCCUAACACAGGACAAUAUGACAGUGGAUGAUAUAGAAAACAUGAUUAAUGAAACCAGCUACAAUGGCUUUCCUGUCAUAAUGUCAAAGGAAUCUCAAAGAUUAGUGGGAUUUGCCCUCAGAAGAGACCUGACGAUUGCAAUAGAAAGUGCCAGAAAAAAACAAGAAGGUAUUGUGGGCAGUUCUCGUGUGUGUUUUGCACAGCACACCCCGUCUCUUCCAGCAGAAAGUCCACGGCCACUGAAGCUUCGGAGCAUUCUUGACAUGAGCCCUUUUACAGUGACAGAUCACACACCGAUGGAGAUCGUGGUGGAUAUUUUCCGAAAGCUGGGUCUGAGGCAGUGCCUUGUAACUCACAAUGGGAUUGUCUUGGGGAUCAUCACAAAGAAGAACAUAUUAGAGCAUCUCGAGCAAGUAAAGCAGCACGUCGAACCCUUGGCGCCUCCUUGGCAUUAUAACAAAAAAAGAUAUCCUCCGUCAUAUGGCCCAGACGGCAAACCAAGACCCCGCUUCAAUAAUGUUCAACUGAAUCCUAUAGAUGAGAGAGAGGAAACAGAAGAGGAAGUUCAUUUGUUGAAUAGCACAACUCUUUAACUUGAGGGAGUCGUCUACUUUUUUUUCUCCUUAAAAAAUCUAAAAGCCGGGCUUUUUGCAACAUAGUUUGCAAAUACUGCUGGUGGAACGAAGGAGUUGUUUGGGGAGGGAAAGGAGCGAGAAGGAAAUGAGUGAGGUAUUUCCCCAUCUAACUGAGAGCAGCAAAUCAUCUCCUGUUCUGCACUGGAUGCAUUCAGCUGAGGAUGUGCCACAGUUGCGCAGGCUGGAGCGUCAGCAGAAGGGGUGCCACAGCCCCAGCCCCGGAGCACCCGGAGCACCCAGAGCACCUGGCCUGUUACUCCGACAUCGCAAAGACACAUUAGCAGUCCCUAUUUCUGGAGGGAUUACUUUGAAUUGAGCCAUCUAUAAGACUGCAAGGUCUUGCCCUUUUGUAUCAAAACUGUUCUGUUUAAUUCAUGAAUUAUUAUAGUUAAGCAUUGUCUUUCUACAUUCCAGAAGAGCUUUUCUUUCUCUCUCUCCCUCCCUCUCUUUUUCUUUCUCUCUUGAGCUGUAACAAAGCCUCUGUAAAUUGGUGUGCCCUUUUGAAACAGUCCUUUCUCAUAUUGAGAUGUACUGUGAUUUUACUGAUGUUUCAUCACAAGAAGGGAGUGUUUCUUGUGCCAUUAACCUUGUAGUUGGCACCGCCACUAAAUGCUUGGAGCAGUCACAUGCACCGCAACAGGUAAAAUCUCGAGUGAAGCGUGAACAAAAUCUCUCCGCUUGUGCGCAUUGUGGUUCAGAAUCAGCAACAAUGAAACUCGACUUGUAAGGAUAAACAGUUUUCUUUUUGUUUUUUUUCCUCUCAGACUUUAUGGAUAAUGUGACCUGGUCUUAUGCAAAUUUUCUAUUCUAAAACUAUAAUCUACACGUACUGUUCAGCGUAAGGAAACAAAAUGCUGCUGCUUUGACAGUAAAGAGAAGGAAGUAUUCUGUUUAGCUGUAUCUGGUAUUAAUUGCAUGUUUAAACACUGGAAUUUUUUUUCUUGAAAUUAGAUCAUUUUUUGUUUCUUUCCUCAAGAUAUUUUAUUGCUGACACUGAAGAAGAAAUGUAAUUCAUAACUUGCACUAAAUGUAUAUUUCUUUUCUUAAAAAUUUACCAUUCUUAUUUAUAUUUUUAUGGAUUAAAAUUUAUAAAAUACAGAUCAGUUAAUAUCGCGCUUAAAUAA